Messenger RNA from Vicia faba (fava bean), 501 nucleotides. The record is from the annotation of a GenBank genome assembly. NCBI's taxonomy places the organism in Eukaryota, Viridiplantae, Streptophyta, Magnoliopsida, Fabales, Fabaceae.
AUGCAAGCUGCAUAUAAAAUCUAUUUCCAAGAUGAAGGUGAAAAGUUUACAUUUAAGGCUGCAUGGAGAUUAUUGAAAGAUGAACCUAAAUGGCUCGCAGGUUCAUCUGAAGCUUCUACAAAAAGAAGAAAGAAUUCAGCUUCAGGAGCAUAUUCUUCGCCUUAUAAUCCAUUAACACCAACAAGCAGUGAAUAUGAUUCAUCAUCACCUACUUUGUCAGGUCGUCCAAUCGGUCAAAAGGCAACCAAAAGGAAGGAGAAAGAAAAUCUUGUGGAAAUGUCUUCUACACCCAAUGACUAUGUACGCAUUGAGGGUGAAAAACUUGAGAUAGAGAGAAAAAAGGUUGAUGCAAAGAUUAAGAAGGAUGAGAUUGCUGAGGAAAGAUUAAAGAUGAAUGAUCUACAAAUACUCUCAAAAGAUACAUCAAAUAUGAAUGCAAGACAACUACAAGCUCAUGAAAUAUUGUGCGACAUGAUUAGAGAAAAUUAUGGAAUUAAUUAG